This is a messenger RNA of Clupea harengus (Atlantic herring), 4502 nucleotides long. RefSeq names its product reversion-inducing-cysteine-rich protein with kazal motifs (gene reck). Gene Ontology annotation, biological process: blood vessel maturation; extracellular matrix organization; sprouting angiogenesis. The record is from RefSeq and is a predicted model, not a curated record. NCBI's taxonomy places the organism in Eukaryota, Metazoa, Chordata, Actinopteri, Clupeiformes, Clupeidae. Gene Ontology annotation, molecular function: protein binding; metalloendopeptidase inhibitor activity. Gene Ontology annotation, cellular component: plasma membrane.
CGGGGGAGUAUGGCGAGGGUCCAGUUCCCAUCUCCGCCGUGCGGCCUGUGUGCGUAUGGACCAUGGACGAGCUACAAAUACUGAUGUAGCCUACCCGCAAGCGAUGGUCUCAUGGAGCUUGUCAAAGCGGCAGUGUUUCAUUCGUGUUUGACUCCACAAUGCACUUUAGGAUUUCAAUAAGAUGUAUGUGUGUUUUGAGAUAAUCAUUUUUCUUCAAGUCCUCAACUUCAACUAUUUCGCCCAUGCUCAGGAUCCCGCGUGCUGCCAACAUGCUGCCGAACUCUCUCAGUGUAGGGAAGGAUGCGACCAGCUUGCAACCAUCAGAAGCGAAUCACGUCUGAAGCACUUCCUACAACGACUGCCAAGUUACUGCCCGGAAUCUAUGAAUGAGCUUUGGACCUGCAUCAAUUCAUCAUUACCAGGAACGUCACGGAAGCCAGAGGGCUGGGUUGGUCUGGGCUGCUGUGAGCUGGCCAUUUCACCUGAGUGCCGGCGCGAGUGCAAACAGGCAUCUUCAAAAAAUGACAUCACAAAAGUAUGCAAGAAAGACACAGAGAAACCGCUCUACAAAUGUAUCACCAAAAAUGAAAUGGGCUCGCUGUGCUGUAGCUAUGCGGGAAGACACACUAACUGCCGUGAGUACUGCCAGGCCAUCUUCCGCACGGACGCCUCUCCCAGCACCUCGCAGAUCAAAGCCGUGGAGGACUACUGCCAGACCGUCAGCCCCCAGCUCAUCAGCUGCGUCAAUAACUACACCAAAUCCUACCCCAACAAGACCCCCAUCGACAGUCUGUACUGCUGCGACCGUGCAGAGGAGGCUCACUGCCAGUCUUCUUGUAAGCACAUCCUGCGCACCAUGACGACGGAGCACGAGAUCAUGGAGGGGCUCAUCAAGGAGUGCGGCAGUCAGCCCCUCCCCCAGGACCCGCUCUGGCAGUGUUUCCUGGGCAACGCCAACCCCCCGCCCCCAGACCCCGAGCCCCACCCACAGAAGAUAGACUGGGCCAAGCUCCACUGCUGUUCCAAAGCAAAUACCUCAGACUGCAGGGGCAUGUGUCAGGAGAUCAGCACCAACUGGGGCACGCAGACGUGGCAGGAGUUCGACCAGGUGUGCGAGUACAACCCCGUAGAGACCGACCUCAUCACCUGCCUGGCCGAUGUCAGAGAGCCGUGCCAGCUCGGCUGCAACGACCUGGCCUACUGCACCAACUUCAACAACAGGCCCACUGAGCUAUUCCGUAGCUGCAAUGUCCAGUCCGACCAGGGUGCCAUGAACGACAUCAAGCUGUGGUCCAACGGCACCAUCAAGAUGCCCUUCAUGAACAUCCCCGUGCUGGACAUCAGGAAGUGCCGGCCGGACAUGUGGAAGGCCGUGGCCUGCGCCCUGCAGAUCAAGCCCUGCUGUAGCAAGUCCCGUGGCAGCAUCAUCUGCAGGUCGGACUGCGUGGAUAUUCUGACCCAGUGUGGCGAUCGGAAGCGGUUCGGGGACGGACAGUCGCCAGAGCGCAUCUGUGACCUCCUAUCUCCAUCUGACGACCCUGAGCGCUGCAUCCCUCUGGAGAGAUACCUGAAGCCAAGUUCCCUUGGCAACGUCUUUGAGGAAGUCAUCCACCCCUGCAACCCCAACCCGUGUCCUAGCAACCACCUGUGCGAGGUCAAUCGCAAGGGAUGCCAUGCUACGCAGGACUGCCUGCCUUACCUGUGUGUGCAAGGCUGUAAACUGGGCGAGGCCUCUGAGUUCUUGGUGCAUAUGGACACGCGUAUCCAGGUCCCGGCGCAGAACGCAGGGGUGGGCUGCUAUGACGUGUGCACCUGCGGCCCUAGUGGACGUCUGGAGAACUGCGCCUCCAUGCCUUGCAUCGACACUGGGAAGAAGUGCAUCGUGGGAGGCCACAAAAAAGGUCAUGGGACCUCCUUCCGAGUGGACUGCCACCCGUGCUCCUGCUACGCUGGAGAGACCAUCUGCUCCACCCGCCAGUGCCUGAGCACAGACAGCUCCGACGAGGACCGCCGCCGCUUCACAGGUCUGCCAUGUGGUUGCCCGAAUAACUUCCUGCCAGUGUGUGCCCGUAACGGCCGCACCUACCCCACCGCCUGUGUGGCGCGCUGCAUGGGCUUCAAUGACAGCCACUUCCACUUUGGCACGUGCCGCAACAGCAACCCCUGCUCACCCAACCCCUGCACCAGCAGGGACAAGAGAUGUGUGCCAAGGAAGAGAGUGUGUCUGACGGACACUGCCGAGUUUCCAUGCCAACAGUUCGAGUGUGUGAGCAGGCCCCCCAGCUGUGACAAGAACCAACUGGACCCUGUGUGUGACACAGACAGCACGGAGCACCCCAACCUGUGUGUGCUCUACCAGAGAGGCAAGACCUUGGCCUACAUGGGCCACUGCCAGGACGCAUGCAGGAAGUCCCAGGAGGUGUGUGGGCACAAUGGCGAGACUUACAGCACCAUCUGCGAGGCGUAUUCGGACCGCGUCGCUGUGGACUACCACCAUCCCUGCUACGCCGUGGGGGUGGUGUCGGAGUACCCCUCAGACUCAGGCUGCAACCCCAAACACUGCCCCCCCCUCUCCACCAAGGGCUGCACACCCGUCACACCACCAGGUGCUUGUUGUCCAUUGUGUGCUGGAAUGCUACAGAUCCUUUGGAACAAACAGCAGAUGAAUGCUUUUGCCAAGUUGAACCGCAACCAGCCGGUGACGCUACACGACAUUCUGCGGAUCCUGCGUCUGCAUGUGUCCGUGCCACAGUGUGACAUCUUUGGCUACCUGAGCAUCGACUCUGAGAUCGUCAUCCUCGUAGUGCCUGUGGACCAGAAGCCCACACCACUGCAGAUCCAGGCGUGCAGUAAGGAGGCGGAGAAGAUCGAUUCUCUCAUCAACUACGGCAGCCCCACACUGGUGUCGCACGUGCCCCUGUCUGCCUUCCUGACGUCGGAGGUCAAGGUGUCCACCAUCAGCUCAUCUGCCCAGCCCUCUGCCACCCCUCUCCCCCUCUGCCUCUCCCUCCUCCUGCUGUUCCUCACAUCAGCGGGAGCAUCGUGGGGCCACUAGUCCUCUUCCUCUCCCACCCCUUCUCUCCCCCCCCUACCGCUGAUAUCCUCGCUCCCUCCUCCAACACCCGAUUGCCUCGCAAACACGACCGUGUGUGCCUGACCUCUGACCCUUUGUGGUCGCCGCGGGUGACUGGAGGAUUCCAACCUGCACCGCCUUUCGACAAUCACGACAGGACAAUCAGAAUUAGCUUUUUAUGUGACCAUCCAACAACCAAACCCUGUGGAGUGGGGAGGGUAGUUGCAGAUGCAGCCAUUUUGUUCUGUUCGUAUAGAGAACUCUGAGCGAGGCGGAACUGGUCUGCACUGCUCCCUGCCUGCUCAACUCCAGGUCAGCAGAAGAGAAAGAGAAAGAAAGGGAGAAAGAGAGAGGGAUAGAGAGAGAUAGAGAGAAUGAGAAGGGCCAGGUGGCUGGAUUUCUCUGCGGGUUGUGGGGGGAAGAUACAUUUCUCUCCCCAUACGACAUCUGUCCUGGUCAUUUGGGCUUCAUCACUGCUUAACCCUCUGUGAACCCCCCCCCCACACACCCACACACACACACACAUCCAGCCCUGUGCACUCACCUCUCUCACACGCGUCUCUAUGUAAAUAAGAGGGUCGAGAGAUGCCGUGCUCGAACUGGAACAAACCGAGUCCUGACAGGAGAAUCAUUCCACCCCAUAAGCUCAAAAGGGAUCUUCAUUGUUCCUCUGUGUAGAUACAAACUAUUCACAAAGGAAGAGGAGCCAUUUGUAAGUGAAUAUGACAAUCAUUGCUUAUCCACUAGUGGGUAAUAUCAACAGUAUAUAUAUAUAUAAAUAUAGAUAUAUAUAAAUAUAUCUGUAAAAAAUUCCUAUAUGAAGUAAUGCAAAAAUGUAAUGUAUGAAUUAAAGAAAUAGCAAAAUGUUUUAUUUUGUUCUAAAAUGAAGAAGAUCACGAUGUGCCAUGUUUUAAAUGUUAUUCUUGCAUGACAAUUAUGAAGGGUUUUUAUUUUUAUUUUUGGUUUUGUCUUGAAUGUAUUGUGUUUCGGAUCUUUGUCUUUGUGUCCAUGUCCUUGUCUUCUUCCUGUCCUUAUGUGUUUUUAAGAAACUGCCUAUGACACAUGAAGUCUCCUCCCAACCCCCCACCCCCACCUUAUCAACAGUAUUAUUGUGCCUAGGCAGCUGUAUUGCAACAGUCCCUGUUUUGUUAUCUCAUCUCUCUUCUUUUCCACUCUUUUGUUUUGCUUUAUAUUGUUGUUGUGUUUUGUUUCUGUGUUUUGUUGUUUGUCAUUUCCUGUCAUAUUUUGUACUACAUUAAAUGUGUUCAUAUUUGCCAACGCGAGUAGAGUGCAUAGAGAUUGUUCUGGCUACCCAGUGUGCCUUUAAAUAUCGCUGGAUGGCUUGUGGUUUUGAACGGCUCCUUGCAAUGUGUUGAAACGCCAAGAGAAUGCAUAUUUUAUAAAGCAUAAAGCCUGACUGUGGACAGAG